Musca vetustissima is the source of this 1095-nucleotide messenger RNA. RefSeq names its product ribonuclease H2 subunit B. The transcript has a single exon. The record is from RefSeq and is a predicted model, not a curated record. Gene Ontology annotation, biological process: RNA catabolic process; ribonucleotide metabolic process. Gene Ontology annotation, cellular component: nucleoplasm; ribonuclease H2 complex. Lineage: Eukaryota; Metazoa; Arthropoda; Insecta; Diptera; Muscidae. Bases 1 to 1095 code for a protein of 364 amino acids.
AUGAGUAAAGGCAAAUCAACACGUUCGACAAAAAUCAAAGAAGAUCCCGAUGCACCGGCUAAGAAAGGUGGCAGCGCAAAUGUUGCAGCCGCAGCAUUACGUAAAAUUUUUUAUAUAUCUCAAGAAAUGUUAACGGAUGAUACACAAAAAUUGAAAUUAGAACGUUUUUAUCAUCCGGGCAAAGGAAAGCUAACCCUAUUCAUGACCAAGGAUGACAAACAUAUAAUGGAAAUUAUGGAAUUUUCGGAACCACGAAGAAGUUGGCUGAUCGACAGUGAGGUAUGCUCAAAUGGUCAUAUUUACAUGACCACCAAUAUUGAUGCCACCUUUCUCGCCCUGCAUCAUCUGCGCAAACAUUGUACAAAGCGGGCUUUGUCACUGGAUAGCAUACACGAUGAAGAGGAUCCCACGGCAGCGAGAUUUUUAAAUAAUUUCAUUGAGCCGGAUAAUCUCAAAUGUAUAGCCGAUGUCAAGACGGCUGGUGGUGAUAAAUAUUUCAAAUAUAAUCAUGAAAAAUGCCUGGCAUGGCUGUCGUUGAAAACCAAACGUGUAGCCGAUGCCCUGAAGAAAGCCGGAAUUUAUUGUGGUCACAGUGCCGUUUCACAGAAUUUCCAACAAAGUGAAAAGGCCGUUGAUGAGAGUGCCCAUGAAACAGAUUUCCUACGGGUGGCGUGUGAUUACAUUGGUGGUUAUAUUGCCCUGGAUUUGCACGAUGAGUUAACCAAACAUCUGAAUAUACCAUCAGAAAUACAAGCAAUAAGUGAAGAGAAGAAAUCGACGGCCGCCAGCACGAAGAGAAAAUCUGGUGACAAACUUAAAAACGAGGGAAAUAAAAAAAUAAAAUUAGAAAAUGGAGCAGCAGCAAAAUUAAAGGGUUCCUCGCUGUUAGAUGACUCACCCGAUGACGAUGAUGAGGAAGAAGAAAAUCGCGACAAAGCAAAUGAAAUAAAGGAAGAAGUGAAAUCACCCAAUCAAUCAAUGUCCGCCACACCAUUGAAAGAACGCACCCUGACAGCAAAGGAAAAAUCGUUGGCCAAAGGUGCUAAGGGCACUAAGAGUAUAGCCUCAUUUUUCACCAAAAAAGCACCAGCAUAA